ACUGCUUUGCGACCUACCUAGGCACCACCACCCCAUCGCCGGCCGCAAGUAACUCUGAGCUAUCAGCCCCUCACCAUGCCUCUCACUGCGCUGAAGACGGUAGCCCAGGCCCAGAAUGGCGUUGGUGCCUUUAUCCUCCAGUGCAAGCGCCUUGACUUUCACUACUGCGAUUGGGCCGGUAGCUCCAAGGGCAUGAAUGUCUUCCUCAGGAAGACGCUCCCUCGUUUCGCCUCCGCCAACCCGCAAAUCGAAAUGACUGUGAGCCCGCGUCCGCGCAAGGACCCCGUCAUCAUCGGCCACUACAUCAACGGACGUACCAAGGCGAUAUGCGUUCGCAAACUGGAAGCGAAUCAGAUUCUGAAAAAGGCAGAGUUGCUGCGCGACUCCAGCGGCGAGCGUAAUCGCCGAACCAUCACCAAGCCCGUCAAGUCUAUCAAUGAGAGCGUGCGUGGCAUUUGGAGUCCGUUCCAUGGCGCGAGGUACCAGAUCUAGAAACGUCGAAUGGAAUGAUAGUCGGGGCCAACCUAGGGCAAAUGGUGCUGCAGAAAGACGAAUGUUUGUACAAUGGCAUGGACGGCGUAAAAUUUGGGUAGUUACCAUGGGAUGUACAGGUACAUAGAAGAGCUGAGGCCAAAAGAAAACCAUUGGCACUCUUCACACGGCAUGGCCGUUUCAACGAAGUCAUUAUUUUUGGAAUCUUGUUUCAUUCAUGGAUAGUAUCUUCGAUCAAGCCUUGGCUUGUCCCUCU
Messenger RNA from Aplosporella prunicola CBS 121167, 748 nucleotides. RefSeq lists its product as uncharacterized. Gene Ontology annotation, molecular function: structural constituent of ribosome. Gene Ontology annotation, cellular component: mitochondrial large ribosomal subunit. Bases 76 to 492 code for a protein of 138 amino acids. Lineage: Eukaryota; Fungi; Ascomycota; Dothideomycetes; Botryosphaeriales; Aplosporellaceae. The record is from RefSeq and is a predicted model, not a curated record. Gene Ontology annotation, biological process: mitochondrial translation. The transcript is spliced from 3 exons.